AUGAACGAAAUGAACGAAUCUUUCCUCGGAAAUACGGAUCUUUGCAAAAAUAAACCAAAUUUAUUUGUAUUUUCUGAUUUUGAUGGAACUAUUGUAAUUCAAGAUACUGGAAAGAUCUUGUUCGAUCGUUAUGGAUAUAGUCCUGAAAAGCAAGAAAAACUUGAGGAGGCACUUCAUCGUGGAGAACGAACAUUUCGAGAUAUUUCAGAAGAAUUAUGGGGACAUCUAAAACUUCCUUUGACAGAAGGUAUUGAUAUAAUUAUGCAAGAAUUAGAAAUAGAUCCAGGAUUUUACAAUUUUUAUGAUUUUUGUUUAAAUUUUAGUAUUCCAUUUUGGAUCAUUUCAUCUGGACUUCAUCCUUUACUUAAAGCAGCUUUAUCUAAGUUUUUAGGGGUUGAAAUGGCUGAACAUAUUAGAAUUAUUGCAAACGAUGUAGAAGUCACUUCAAAUGGAAUUUGGAAACCAAUAUGGCAUGACAAUACUCCAUUUGGCCAUGAUAAAGCAGCAUCGGUUAAAAAUUGUAUAAAAAAAUAUUCAAAUAAUGAUUCAAAAGAAUUAUCUCCACUCAUAAUAUUUAUUGGAGAUGGUAUUUCUGAUUUUUCUGUUGCAAAAAACGUAGAUAUCUUAUUUGCUCGAAAAGGUUUUUCUCUUGAAAAAUAUUGUAUCAAACAUGCAAUUCCUUAUAUUUCUUAUGAAACAUUUACUGAUGUUCAACGAGAAAUAGCCAACAUUUUAUAUAAUCAUCAUAAAUAUAUACCUUUAAUUGAACCCUCAACUUUAGAACCUGCUUGUUCUAAUUUUUUACAAGCGUCUGAAGCACCUACUUUAAAUUAA
Messenger RNA from Pneumocystis murina B123, 834 nucleotides. RefSeq lists its product as hypothetical. The record is from RefSeq and is a predicted model, not a curated record. Lineage: Eukaryota; Fungi; Ascomycota; Pneumocystomycetes; Pneumocystales; Pneumocystaceae. Gene Ontology annotation, molecular function: phosphatase activity. Bases 1 to 834 code for a protein of 277 amino acids. The transcript has 4 exons.